Messenger RNA from Salvia hispanica, 1198 nucleotides. RefSeq names its product hevamine-A-like. Gene Ontology annotation, biological process: carbohydrate metabolic process. The record is from RefSeq and is a predicted model, not a curated record. Gene Ontology annotation, molecular function: chitinase activity. NCBI's taxonomy places the organism in Eukaryota, Viridiplantae, Streptophyta, Magnoliopsida, Lamiales, Lamiaceae. Gene Ontology annotation, cellular component: extracellular region.
AUGGAGAAAUAUGUCAAAGUUGGGAUACAAGGCCUGUUUUUAUACGAUGCUGGAUUGACCAUUGACUUCUAUAUAAAAGGCCAAAACAUCUCACUCUUCCUCCAUAAAAAAAACAAAGCCUACUUAAAAAUGGGGUCUCUUCCGCUCCUCAUUUUCGUCCUCCUCGCCGCCACCGCCCCAUUCUCCUACGGCUGUGGCAUCACAGUCUACUGGGGCCAAAACGGGUACGAAGGCACGCUACAAGCCGCCUGCGCCACCAACAACUACAAAUAUGUGGCCGUGGCCUUCCUAACCACCUUCGGCAACGGCCAAACCCCCAUCCUCAACUUGGCCGGCCACUGCAUCCCUCAGCCCUGCUCCAUCUUUGCCGACGAAAUCCGCUACUGCCAGAGCCUAGGCAUCAAGGUGCUCCUAUCCCUCGGCGGUGCCAUCGGCACCUACGGCAUCUCCUCCACGGCCGACGCCCAGCAAGUCGCGGCCUAUCUAUGGACCUCCUACCUAUCCGGCUUUGUCGGGCCCCUCGGCGACGUGGCCCUUGAUGGCAUCGACUUCGACAUCGAGGUCCCAACCUCCACCCUACACUGGGACGACCUAGCCCGGGCGAUCGCCGCCUACAGCACUCCCCAGAGGAAAAUCUACCUCUCCGCCGCGCCCCAUUGCCUCAUCCAGGACCGGAACCUCGACGUCGCCAUCAAGACCGGGCUGUUCGACUACGUGUGGGUGCAGUUCUACAACAACCAGCAAUGCGACUACAGCGGCGGCGCGGCCAGUUUGAUCAAUUCGUGGAACAACUGGACCGCGCUGCUGCCGGCGGGGAACGAGCUGUUCCUGGGGCUGCCGGCGGCGCCCGAGGCGGCGGGGACGGGGUACAUCGAGCCGGGGAACCUGAAGAGCGAGAUUCUGCCGGUGAUAAAGCAGACGGCCAACUAUGGAGGGGUGAUGCUGUGGAAUAGGUACUAUGAUAAUAACACUGGGUACAGCUCGCAAAUUGUUGGAGAUGUGUGCCCUCCGGCGCUCGGAAAAUUUGAAGAAUUGGUCGUCUCUCAAGUGCUUUGAAUGGGAAAGAAGUGGAAUUAAGCUGGUUUUCUUCAUUCAUGUGUAGUGUGAAUGAAUAAUUACUAAAUAAAUGUGAAAGCCAAGCUAGCUUGUAAGUUGUGGACAACUUAAUGAAUAAAAUGCACUAUGCACUUUUAUUUAA